AUGAUGAAGCUAAUUGCGUUGUCGCUCAUCAUCGGCCAUGGGUUUUGCUUCUAUCUUCCUGGUCUUGCGCCCGUAAAUUUUUGCGAGAAAGACAAAGAAACGAGUCAUUGCAAGUCUCAAGUCAAGCUGAUGGUAAACCGACUGGAUUCAAAGCUCAACACCAUUCCUUACGAAUAUCAUCACUUUGACUUCUGCUUGGGACCGGAAGACGAAAGUCCCGUGGAAAAUUUAGGCCAGGUCUUGACCGGGGAACGAAUUCGUCCAUCGCAGUAUGAGGUAGGCACUGAAACUUUCUACUUCUCAGAUUUGUGCUCGAGUGAAAAGGCCUAUUUCGGAUUAGUAUUUUCGUAGAA
Soboliphyme baturini is the source of this 353-nucleotide messenger RNA. Lineage: Eukaryota; Metazoa; Nematoda; Enoplea; Dioctophymatida; Soboliphymatidae. The record is from the annotation of a GenBank genome assembly.